This is a messenger RNA of Trichechus manatus latirostris (Florida manatee), 1732 nucleotides long. It is a transcript of the gene ETNK2, whose product is annotated as ethanolamine kinase 2. Bases 321 to 1358 code for a protein of 345 amino acids. Lineage: Eukaryota; Metazoa; Chordata; Mammalia; Sirenia; Trichechidae. The record is from RefSeq and is a predicted model, not a curated record. Gene Ontology annotation, biological process: phosphatidylethanolamine biosynthetic process. The transcript is spliced from 7 exons. Gene Ontology annotation, molecular function: ethanolamine kinase activity. Gene Ontology annotation, cellular component: cytoplasm.
GGGGGCGUCUCCUUCGCCCGGCGCUCCAGGUAGCGGUCGCCCCAGCUGCCCGCAGCCGCAGCCGCCGCUCCUGCGCGGCCGGCCGGCCGAAGCAAGGGAGGAAGGGGCGUUCCCGCAGCCCCCGCCCCGCGGCCCGCCGCCCGUGAUGUCACAAUCCGGGCGGCCCCGGCGUUCCCGGGCCGGCUUCGGGUGGCGGGCUGCGCGCUCCUGAGUCAUGGACUUCCCCUGGCCCCUCCUCUACCACUCCCACUCGCUCGCCGCCGGGCCUCCCGGCCGGGGCUAGCGCUCGGCGGCGGCUCCGAGGGGGCGGGGCGCUGGGAAUGGCUGUUCCCCCUUCGGCUCCGCUGCCGAGCUCGCCCUUUUACCUGAGGAGGCAGACGUCUUGCCCGCAGUGCUCAUGGGGCAUGGAGGAGAAUGCGGUGGCCAGUGUGGGCUGCCGGGAGCCGCCGGGCCCCCCGAGGGCCGUCGCCGUCCCGUGCUUCGGCAUAUCGGUCGACCAGGACGACAUCCUCCCCGGCGCCCUGCGCCUCAUCCAGGAGCUGCGGCCGCACUGGAGGCCCGAGCAAGUUCAGACCAAGCGCUUCACCGAUGGCAUGACCAACAAGCUGCUGGCUUGCUAUGUGGAGGAGGACAUGCGGGAUUGUGUGCUGGUCCGGGUGUAUGGGGAGCGGACGGAGCUGCUGGUAGACCGGGAGAAUGAAGUCAGAAACUUCCAGCUGCUGCAAGAACAUGGCUGUGCCCCCAAACUCUACUGCACCUUCCAGAAUGGGCUGUGCUACGAGUACAUGCCAGGCAUGGCCUUGGGGCCCGAGCACAUCGGGGAGCCCCGGCUCUUCAGCCUUUCUGCAGAUGUCCCUAAGGUAGAGGUGUUGGAAGGGGAGCUGGCCUGGCUGAAGGAGCACCUGUCCCAGUUGGACUCCCCGGUGGUGUUUUGUCACAAUGACCUGCUCUGCAAGAAUAUCAUCUAUGACAGCACCAAAGGUCAUGUACGGUUCAUUGACUAUGAAUAUGCUGACUACAACUACCAAGCGUAUGACAUUGGCAACCAUUUCAAUGAGUUUGCAGGUGUGAAUGAAGUCGAUUACUGCCGGUACCCCUCGAGGGAGACCCAGCUGCUGUGGCUGCACGACUACCUGCAGGCACAAAAGGGGACGGCCGUGACCCCCAGGGAGGUGCAGAAGCUCUACGUGCAAGUCAACAAGUUUGCCCUGGCAUCUCACUUCUUCUGGGCCCUCUGGGCCCUCAUCCAGAACCAAUACUCUACCAUCGACUUUGAUUUCCUCAGGUACGCAGUGAUCCGAUUCAACCAGUACUUCAAGGUGAAGCCUCAGGUGUCGGCCUUGGAGAUGCCAAAGUGACCAGCUUCGCCCAGCCCUCCCCUACCCAUCUGCCUGGCCAGAUCUAUUCUCCAGGGCUUGGUUCUGCUCUGGGGGCUGCACCCUUGGACAAGGUGGGAGAGGGGACAGGUGGGUCCAGGGAGAAGGCUCCACCCCUGCUGCCAGCCCCCCAGCAAAUGCCACUCUAGACCUCAUUCUCCUGUUUGGAGGGGCUGACAGGACCCAACUCUGGGUGUCCCCUCCAUCUCCCCAGGCUUGGGGGGAAGUGCCUACAGAUAGCCAGAGGCCACCAGCGCCAGGGACCAGACCAUACCACCCCUGGGAACCACAACAUUCCCAGCCCCAGACUGUGCUGGAAGCUGGGCUGCCUUCAAUGUGUCUUUGACCUUCCUGGC